AUGGAACGGGACAGAAUUGAAUAUCGUUUAUUGAUCAAAGAGUCUCUUCCCAUUUUAGCACUUAAACCUGAUCUAAAUGGUACAGUUCGGUCUGUACCACUAAUUGUAUGUCCGGACGGUUUAUUUCGAAAUGACGAAGAACUGUAUGAUCUUGGCGGGGAUACAACUCGAGAAGGAACAAAUGAACAGUCAGGUAGUCAAUAA
Didymodactylos carnosus is the source of this 204-nucleotide messenger RNA. Lineage: Eukaryota; Metazoa; Rotifera; Eurotatoria; Philodinida; Philodinidae. The record is from the annotation of a GenBank genome assembly.